Messenger RNA from Galleria mellonella (greater wax moth), 1091 nucleotides. RefSeq names its product myosin heavy chain, non-muscle-like. The record is from RefSeq and is a predicted model, not a curated record. Gene Ontology annotation, cellular component: myosin complex. The transcript has a single exon. The coding region runs from base 462 to 950 and encodes 162 amino acids. Gene Ontology annotation, molecular function: cytoskeletal motor activity; actin filament binding; ATP binding. Lineage: Eukaryota; Metazoa; Arthropoda; Insecta; Lepidoptera; Pyralidae.
UUGAAAUCAAAGUUAAGUCAACGGACAAGUUGUUUGUGUCCCAAUGUGUACUCCUACAGUUUUAAGCUGUUUUACUUUUUUCUAUUAACUAUAUCAUCAGUAUGUUUACUUAGUUAAUAUUAUUAAAGUAACUAUUAAAUUAGUCUUAUUAUAAAUUCCAACAAGAACAUUUUCUUACUAAUUAUAUCCAAACUUACGUGGAUUCGGGCGUCGACCGGUUCAUCCCUCCUACCCGUAAUAACCGUUGCUGUUCUGUCAGCCGCUCGCUAUCGUCAUUUUGUACUUACUAUCGCCGUGCGCAGUCACGGCAAACGCGUGGUAAAAGUAUAACGCGGGGUGAUUAUUAUAAAAAGCCAAGUGUUGUGAGGUGCAGUGCCGGUCUCCGCGACCGUUUAAUGUGGUAUACAGUGCCCUUGUUAGGUUAUAGUAGGUCGGGCCGCGCGGCGUGAUUAGGCGGCACGAUGGUGGACAUGGAUAGGAACGAUCCGGAACUCCGGUACCUGUCCGUUGAUAGGAACAGUUUCAAUGACCCAGCGACGCAGGCGGAAUGGACGCAGAAGCGGCUGGUUUGGGUGCCCCACGAAACCCAGGGCUUCGUGGCGGCUGGGAUCAAGGGGGAUAGGGGUGAUGAAGUGGAAGUGGAGAUUGCUGAGUCGGGCAAGAGAAUGUUGGUGCCUAUAGAUGAUAUCCAGAAGAUGAACCCGCCCAAGUUUGACAAGGUGGAAGACAUGGCUGAGCUGACCUGCCUCAACGAGGCAUCAGUCCUCCACAACAUCAAAGAGAGAUAUUACUCUGGACUUAUUUAUGUAAGUACCAAGAUUUCUUUUUUUUUUUUAUUUAUAAAAAUCACUAUUUUAUCCUUAGGCUUUUUAAUUUAUGAACAUGGAAUGGUAACCCCACUUGUGCAAUUGAUAUACACAAACAAAAUAUUGUGUGGGUCUGAAGUGUGAAGAUGAACUCAGGUCCAUUGGCCCACUGGGCCUAAUCAUCCCCAGGAUCAAAUCACUAACAAAGUGCAAUUAACCAGGGCAAGAGAAAGAAUCUUUGUGAAAAUUAAGUGUAGCUAGACUAGUAAGGUAUUGGUCUCUACC